CGUUGCCACGGUUUCCGUUUUUUUCCUCACACGCUCCCGGGUGUUCCUGACAGGAAGCUGGUUAGCUUAGCAUAAACCCCGAGAUGAAGAUACUGAGAGGGUUUUUAAUUUCAUCGUUCAUUUUAUUCACGCAUAAUAUUUAGGAAUAUCUUCUAAGUCGGCAUGAGCGCAUCUGAACUGCGAAUAGGAGACCAGCUGAUCCUGGAAGAGGAUUACGAUGAGAACUACAUUCCAUCUGAACAAGAGAUCCAGGAAUACGCCCGAUAUAUCGGGAUCGACCCUGAGAGGGAGCUGGAACUCCUGUGGCUGGCUCGAGAGGGCAUCGUGGCACCGCUGCCUGCAGAAUGGAAGCCCUGUCAGGAUGUGUCCGGCGACGUCUACUAUUUCAACUUCUCCACCGGUCAGUCCACGUGGGACCACCCAUGUGACGAGCAGUACCGCCACCUAGUGACUCAGGAGAGGGAGCGUGCCUCUGGCUCUGCCCCUGUCAGAAAGGACAAGGAGAAGAAGAAGAAAAAAGAGAAGAAGGAGAAAAAAAGAGAGAAGAAGAAGAGCAAGCCAGAGGGUCCGAAAGCACCAGGGCCACUGGGUCCUCUUGCUCCGCUCCGAAGUGUGUGUGAUGCUCCUGUUCCAGCGCUCCAUGGUUCCCUAGGCAGCUCCUCCAGCCUUCAACCUCUAAAGAAGCCACUAACGGGCUCUCGAGUGAGCUCCGGUUUGCAGAGGGUACGCCAGGAAGAGUGUUCUUCUCUGGCUCCGCCCAUAUUUUAUUCUGAUGAUGAGGAUGAAGAUGAUGACAACAAAAAGGAAGAGUGGAAAAAUAUUUCUUUACCUCAGAGUCCACGUGGUGCAUCACACUUACUGCAGAAUCUGCACCUCGACUUGGAUGCUCUGGGAGGAGGACUGCAGUACGAGGACAGUGAAAUAAGUGGCACAGCUCCAGCUGAGGAGAGAACCGAACCAGAGCUCCAAGACCUAGCUCUCUCAGGAGAAAUCAGCGCCAACCCUCCAUCUCCAUCUCCGGACUCACUGCCAGGGCGUCGUCUCUCCUCCAAGCAGCUAGGCGGCAGUAGAAACUGCAGCAGCGCAGACGUUUUCCCUCCGAGUCGGCAGGACGCGAGCCUCGCAGAGGAUGAAUUGAUUUUAGAGGAGGAGGGUGAAGAACAACCAAGGGAUGAGAAAAGAAGUGAUGAAGAGGAAAUAGAGUCAGAAGGACAAAAUGUGAGGGACGAGGAAAAGGAGGGAAGAGAGGAAUCAGGGAAUGAAUUAAACGAGGAGAAAAAGAGUGGGGUAGAGACACUGAAAGAGAGGGAGGAAAUGGAGGAAAGGAAAACACCAGACAGUGAUAAGAUCAGGGAGCGAUAUGUAGAUCAGCUGGAGGAUUCUGGGGAUGAAGAGGAACAAAGCGAGAGGGAUGAAGAAGGAAAGGCAGACUGGAACGUACAGAACAAGGUCGUAGAAGAGAAGAAGGAAAAUCAGGACAUCGAUGGAGUUGGAGAGGAGGCUGAGAGUUGCAGAAGCAGUUCUGAAGAACAGACGGAUAAAGCGGUUGAGCGCAGGAGCGAGGGAGAGGGAAAAAUGAGUUUAAAUCAUGCUAAAGAAGGAGAGGGGAAUGACAAAGAGUUGGGGGCCUCCAAAAUGUCCGAGAGCGAGGAUGAAGAUAUCGAACGAUUGCGCAACAUUAAAGAAAGCGCAGACACGCCGCUCCAGCAGAAAUGCAUGCUGGGAAAAAAGCAGCUUCAUCGCUCGGUUCGGCUUCCCAGUGAGGAUUCUGAGAUCAGUGAACAUGUUGAAGUGGCGUCCAGCCAUUCUGAUGACAUGAAGCUGGGGUUCCGGUCCCGGUUUUCAGAGAACAUUCUAGAUCUGUCUGAUCUCUGCCCGGCCCAGCCCUCAGCAGCUCCAAAGGAAAAAGAAAAGGAACCAGAAAAGAAACAGGAAUACGAGGAGGACGAGGAAGAGGUCGAGAUGAGAGGCGAAGCUGCCAAAAGCAGCAGGCAUUCGAAGAUCUUCAGUCUAAACGAGCGGCGCUCCGAUCACAUGCAGGAACCACUGUCUGAACACGAGGAUGUGGAAAAAGAAAGAAGAACGAUGAUUGAGGUGGAGGAGAAGAAAAAACGACAGCACGAGGCUGAAGAACGGACUGAAAGAGAACAGAAAGGGAGGGACGAGGAGGAGGAGGGGGAGAAGAAAAGGAGGUUUGAAGAUGAGCAGAGAACGAGGAGGGAAAGGGAGGAGGAGGAGACACUGAGACAGAUCGAGGAGGAGAGGUUGAGAGCGGUGGAGGAGCGUGAAAGAAGACUGCGCCUCCUUCGAGAGGAGCUGAGAAGAGAAGAGGAAGAGGAAGAGCGAAGGAUUAAAGCGGAGAACGAGAAAAGGAUCAGGACCCUCAAGGAGCGUCUGCAGAGAGAAAGGCUAGAGGAGGAGGAGCGUCUAGACCGGGAAACAAAAGCCGAACUGCAGCAACUCAGAGAGCAGGCUCUGAGGGACAGAGACACACACCUACACAUACUCAGGAAGGAGAACGAGGAGAAGGUGAGAGAGCUUCUUGCUGAGCUGGAGGCAGAGUUUGAGAGACUGAAGGUACAGAGGAACCAGGACUUGGACAAAAUGAAGACGGAAUCAGAGGAGGAGCUGAAGGCUGAGAAAAAGAGGCUUCAGGAGAGGAAGGAGGAGCAAUUAGCUUCCCUCAGUCUGGAGGGGACGACUAUUGAAAGACAACGAGAUCUCAGAAGUCCUCAACCUCAACAGCAGCUACUGGAGUACAGAAGAGAGCUGUCCGAGGUGCUGCAGGAAGUGAGGGAGGAAGUGCAGAGGGAGCACAGCAGGAAGCUGGAGCAGCUUAAAGAAGAGCAUCAGCACCAGCUGCAGGCCAUUAGAGAAACACACUUGGAGGAGGAGAGAAACAAGCGGGAGUGUGUAAUGAGUGCACUACAGGAGGAGAGAGAGCGAAUUCUGUCCUCACACUCAGCUCAGCUGGAGCAGCUCAGACUGCAGCUGGACACACAGCUCUAUAACAUGCGCAAAACACACACUCAAAGGGAAGUUGAAUUGCAGGAGUUGAUGGAUGUGCUAGAACUGAAGACUAAAGAGCUCAAAAUUCAGGAAUCAAGACUCCUGGCUCAGGCAGCAGAUCUGAAAAAGAGGAGGAAACUUUUGGACGAGGAAGAAGAUGAAGUUGAAAGAGGCUUAGAGACUCUUCCACGUCUGCUGAAAGAGCGAGAUCGUCUGCGUGCCGAUCUGGAGAGAGCGAGGGAUGAGACGGACAGAGAGCGGGAGGAGAGAAUGAGAGAGAGGGAGGAGCUGGAGAGAGAGAGGAAGGACAGGAAGAGAGAGAGGGAGGAAAAUGGACUGUUGAAAGAAGAAAGAGAGAGACUGCAGUGCAAAGUGGAGCUGCUGCAGGACAAAUGUGAUCGGCUCAGCCUAAGAGUCAGUGAGUUGGAGCAGAGAGGGAGUGCUGAAGAGGAGAAGAAGAAUGAGAGAGUGAGAGAGGAGGAGAGGGAAAAAAGAGUGAACGAGGAGACACUGCGAGUGGAGGACUUGGUGCCUUCUCCAUCCAACGACGUUCAUAGUAACAUCGAGGAGCUGCGUGAGUUCAUCUCGAAUGAGAAUGUCUCUCUGCAGAAAGCAAGGCAGUUUUUAGACCGUCAGAGCGGAAGUUUAAGAGAGAGACAGACGAUGCUCAAGGCAGCCCGGACCACCCUUCAGGACACUACCUCAGUAGGCGUGCCCCACCUGAACCUCCAGCAGGAGGCAAGUUGUUUAGAAGAGCUGAAAGAGACUGUGCAGAAGGGUCAAACGUUACUGAGGAAGAAAGAGGAGAGGCUGAGCCAGCUGGAGAACUCGCUAGUCGAGGAGCUCUCCUGUGAUGACGAGAGGAUGGAGGCAGAGCGGAGAGUCACGUUUGAUCUUACAGAUUCGGAGAUCAGCAGCCUCUACGGUCAGGAAGGAACAGUUCCGGUGAAGGUGCAGCAGCUUGCAGACUCAUUGCAGAAGAUCUCCAGUCAGCUGAACACGGUGUUAGGAGCUCUGGGACCUCUGACCCAGAGAACCUCCACGUCCUACCCACUAACUUCGUCCGUUCCUCCUGCUCCAUCCUGGGCGUGGUCUCCAAACGCCGCCUCAUCAUCAUCCACAGCCAAUCAAAACGGGUUCACACAUGGAACCAUUAGUGGGGUCACGACGCUGCGCGGCUCCGAUCUGCUGCUCAACUCCGACUGGAGAAAACUUCUCCCUGGGGUUUCCAUGGAUACCGGCGCUUCUUUUUCCACAAGAGGUCACACUGUGUAUUCUGGAUACAUGAAACCAAGUCUCUCUUCCAUUAUGCAGUCUAAAUCAUCGGAGUUGGACAGUCUGCGACUGCAGGGACUGAUUGAAGGCAACAAAAGAUGGCUGGAGAAACAACGGAAAGACACUAAUGUACCUUUGUUCACACGCUACCAGGCUCCCCCAUCUACAAAUGGUUUGGUCCAACUCAGCCUGGAUGAAAAUAAUCAGAUCAGAGUGCACCAUUAUUGAAAUAGGGGGGAUUUAUUAGUAGCACAGUUAACUUUGCACAGGCAGAAUUUUUAAAACAACAAAUGACACUAAAGAGAAGUGUGUGUGUGUGUGUGUGUGUGUGUGUGUGUGUGUGUGUGCGCACAUGUGAGAGAGAAAGAGGUAAAGAAAGUUAACGUCUUCCUCAGGGAAACCCCUUUUCGCUCUAUGAACUCGAUAUCGAUCGAUCGGAUGACUUAAUUCCCACAAGUAAAUGGUGUACUUUAAUUUGGAAAACCAUUAUAAACGAAUGACAUCGUUAUUUUUAAAAAUCUGUCCUCCAGCAGAAUAAUAAUGAAAUAUUAUGGUACUGUAUUGUAUAUUAUGUUUCUGAUUCCUGUUUGUAUUUGUAAAACUGCACACAAAAAAGCACAUACGACAAUCUCAGGGACACUUCAGUGUCCUAGAUUUUAUAACCAGCAUUGCACCGUAGUACGACCCCUGAUCACCAGCAGCAUUUAUUUUAUACUCUUGAAGCUGGAGUGUGUUUGUGUAUGUGUAUUUUUUUUAUUUUAUUUAAGUAAAAAGGUUUACAAACAUGUCCAACUGUUCCAUUGUCAAGUCGUGACUUUUAAAUAGUUAUUUUUGUACAAGCUGAAUAAAUUUGCUGUGGCUUUU
Silurus meridionalis is the source of this 5148-nucleotide messenger RNA. RefSeq names its product centrosomal protein of 164 kDa-like. Bases 163 to 4512 code for a protein of 1449 amino acids. Lineage: Eukaryota; Metazoa; Chordata; Actinopteri; Siluriformes; Siluridae. Gene Ontology annotation, molecular function: protein binding. The transcript is spliced from 28 exons. The record is from RefSeq and is a predicted model, not a curated record.